Bombus pyrosoma is the source of this 576-nucleotide messenger RNA. RefSeq lists its product as uncharacterized. The record is from RefSeq and is a predicted model, not a curated record. The transcript has a single exon. Bases 1 to 576 code for a protein of 191 amino acids. NCBI's taxonomy places the organism in Eukaryota, Metazoa, Arthropoda, Insecta, Hymenoptera, Apidae.
AUGCGAUACCUGGGUCUCGACAUCGACAGACAGUGGACGUUCGAGCCGCACUUCGACUCCCUGAUCCCGAAGGCGACGGCGGCUGCCAACGCUUUGUGCGGCCUACUGCCGAACAUCGGCGGGUCGGACGAUCUGAUGGAGUCGCCGCAGCAACCUGCUACUCAGGAGGAUGCACAGGGUAACUGCCAUCAGAAUCGUCAGGGGAUACCAAACAGUGUCGCACGCGUCGACGACCGUUCUGGCCGCGUCUUCGCCGUGGGAGCUCCGGGCGUUGAGGUGCACAAGAAGAGGUACGAGCGAAGGGACCCGGGAGGGGACUCGGCCGAGCAGGCGGUCCCAGACGACUUAGGAACCGCCAAGAUGGACGCGUGGGACCAGUGGCGUUCCCAGCUGAUCAAUGAAACAGGCGAACACCGAGGCGCGGCGGCAGUUCUCCCAAAUUGGGAGACAUGGAGAAGCCGCCGCGGCCUCCCGUUCACCUUCAGAAUGAUCCAGGUACUCACGGGACACGGCAUAGCAUACGCUGGAGUCCUGUCCGGCGUGGGAGCUGCCCCGCUACCCUGCAGCACGUCAUAG